Messenger RNA from Pseudophryne corroboree (corroboree frog), 2150 nucleotides. It is a transcript of the gene HOXD9, whose product is annotated as homeobox D9. Gene Ontology annotation, cellular component: nucleus. The record is from RefSeq and is a predicted model, not a curated record. NCBI's taxonomy places the organism in Eukaryota, Metazoa, Chordata, Amphibia, Anura, Myobatrachidae. Gene Ontology annotation, molecular function: RNA polymerase II cis-regulatory region sequence-specific DNA binding; DNA-binding transcription factor activity, RNA polymerase II-specific. The transcript is spliced from 2 exons. Gene Ontology annotation, biological process: anterior/posterior pattern specification; proximal/distal pattern formation; regulation of transcription by RNA polymerase II. The coding region runs from base 92 to 925 and encodes 277 amino acids.
GCAGUCUGCAAAAUACUAUGAUUGUUCUCAGGGAGGGUAUUACAUACAGUUAAGAGUGUAACCUUUUAUAUGAGUGAGAGGGGAGCCUAAAAUGUCGUCAAGUGGCACUAUAAGUAACUACUAUGUGGAUUCUCUCAUAGGAAAUGAGAACGAAGAAGUCUACAGUGCUAGAUUCUCUCAGGGAGGUCACACAACGACCUCUAGGCCACCAGGUGUUGGAGAUACUUCGGAUUUUUCUUCCUGUAGCUUUGCGUCAAAAUCCAGCGUCUUCUCUGCGUCUUGGUCCACAGUGCACCCACAGCCUUCUACAGGAAUGACUGGUAUUUAUCAUCCCUAUAUGGGCCAGUCCCACCUAGCAACAGAAGGUAGCAGAUACACAGUGCGCUCCUGGCUGGAGCCAAUCUCCAGCACUGCGUCUUCCUUCUCUGGAUUUCACUCCAACGGACGCAACUACGGCAUCAAACCUGAAAGUGCACCUAAAAGGACCGAGUGCUCCUCUUUUGACUCCCAGUCCCAGGGUAUCAGUCUGCCAGAGUAUACAUGUAAUUCCUUUGCAGAAACCCCAGAAAAGCCUCCACCUAAAGAGCCUGCUGCCAGCGAGGAGGCAGAUAACACAGAUCUUAAAGAAGAGAAGCAGCAGCAGCAACAACCGCAGCAGCAGCAACAACAACAACUUGACCCAAAUAAUCCUGCAGCAAACUGGAUUCAUGCUCGAUCUACUAGGAAGAAGCGGUGUCCGUACACCAAGUACCAGACUCUCGAGCUAGAGAAGGAAUUCUUGUUUAAUAUGUACCUCACCCGAGACAGGCGCUACGAAGUAGCUAGAAUUUUGAACCUUACUGAAAGACAGGUCAAAAUCUGGUUUCAGAACAGGAGGAUGAAAAUGAAGAAAAUGAACAAGGAGAGAGGCAAUAAGGACCAAUAACAACAUGGGACACACACUGAAACCGCUAUGUACUAUUUUGAACUAUAUAUAUAUAUAUAUAUAUAUAUAUAUAUAUAUAUAGGAGAUGGACUGGAUGUAAAUGUAUUGUGUAAUUUGCAAACCUUGUCUGUCGUCAGUGCGCAUCUGAAGAUGCAUCAUUUUCUGAACUGGUUUUGUCUGAAAAAUAUUGUGAUUGCACGGUAGAUUUUACAGGUAGGUAUUGUUACAUGUUUAAGGCAUUUUAUGGGUCUGUAUAAAGUAAUGUAGUUACGUUAAUUAAGAUAACAGUAAGAAUUGUAGGUAGAGUCGCAUUGGUUGAAGUCAGCAAUCGGAAAGUGCUACUAAUAGCUUACUUACCACAUCAAUAUGACACAAUAAGUUUCAAUAUUGCAAAGUGAAGCAAUAUGCAUGUUAUGUGACACUAAUAUAUAUUAUUAGUGCAAAGAAAUAACCGAAUACAUAAUAGACUUGUUUUAGUUAAUAGGAAAGGCCUAGAAUUUAGUUAGCGGCCAACAAAUUAUUUUGCUAGAGCAUUCGUUUGUUAAACCCGUUUUAUUUUGCAAAACUGGACAAUUUUAUGCAAAUGUAAAAGAAAUAAUAUUCUGGGAGGGAAAUAAGCUUAAAUGAUCAAACCAAACUACUUGAACAUAGUUACUUCUAAGGCUAUUGCGCCAAUAAAAUCUUAAAACUCGUUUCAUGGAGAAAACAUGGUGAUCUAUUUAUGUUUUUUUUAUGUAAGCUUUAAGCACGUGUAGCAAUCAUAAAAUAUUGUGUUUGGGCUUCCAAACGAGAAGUCUGUGUAUGGAUUUAAACUGAAUUUUAUGUAAACACCGGUUUGUGUAAGAUUCUGGGAUACUGCACUGGCUGGUAUUGGCUGCCGAGUUUACAUAAUGUAUCCUAGAUUGUUUAAACUGGCAUUUUUCAACUGUGUUUUUUUUCUCUUUUCCUAUUAUCCAAAUGGUCUUCUCUUAAAUUAACCUUCAAUGCCAAGGACUGUUACAAGUCUGAUUCACCCAACUUGUAUUAGUUCGUUUCAGGACUGAGUGGAGAUUCCACUGUUUUUGUUUGUCUGUUUUUGACUUUCCUUCCACUUCCUCAAAUCCCACAACAUGAGGUCUGUAGGAAAAAGUUAUUAAAAUGCAAAAGGAACAGAAAGCACUACAUUAUCGAUGUAUGGAUAUAAUUUAUGUUUACAAUUGUUUGUUAGUGUACAUGUUUAUGUUUG